AUGCGCCUCGAAAAGUGUUAUUUCUGUUCGUCUACAAUAUAUCCAGGACACGGGACAGUAUUUGUUAGGAAUGAUUGUAAAGUAAGUCGUCUACUGACAUUUUAUUUCAAGAUGUGUGGCCAACCUGACCCAAACUACUACUCCGCGUUGUCAAAUCCUUCCGAUCGAACUCAAUAACCAAGAAAAAUUGUCCAGUCCAACAUAAUCGAGCGUUCGAAUUCCGAAUUUUCGGUUUCCACAUCAUUGCCAACUUUCUUCAUCGAGGCAUUCGAGGAAAAAGUCAGUGUUUUGUGUUGAUUUUGUGUCGUCGGGCGAAACGACCGCAAUUCAGUGUAAUCGUGCAGUACUUGUUGUGGUACGGGUAAGAUCUCCGCACGUGUGUGGAGCUAGCAAGCAAAUCCUGAAGAGGAAAACGUUCGGUUGACUUCGUCUAAAAACACCCACUAUUCGACGAAUAGAAAUAAUGCUUGGAGCAACUACAGAAUACAGGACAAAAUCUUAAAGAGGCUCGGUUGCUCGCUAGUCAAGACAAGUGUUUAUAGAACGAGAAAGAUAAGGGCCCCAGUUGUUCAAAAGGUGCAUAACGCUAUCCUCUGGAUAAAUCUCUAUAGUGCCAUCCAACAUUUGAACAACUGGUCGUAAGUGUAAGUCGACAGACAUAAGAAAGACGUAAAGUAUAAGUUUUAAAGAACAAGUAAAGGUAUAAUAAUAAUUUUAGUGGCUCAGUGGCUUGUCAGUCAAGGUUAGAGUGUGAAAGAAAGAGAAAGGUAUGUAUUUUAGUGGCUCGGAGGCUCAGAGGCUUCUUGAAUUGUCAGUCAAGGUUAGUGUCUUACAGAACGAGACAGGUAUAAGUGGCUCGGUGGCUUGGUCUGGGGGCUUGGUGGCUCAUCAGCAAAUGGCAAGCCUCUGAGCCACUCAAACUAAUAUAUACCUGGAAAACGGGCCAGGUAUUCUGUAGUUAUGUCGGAGAGACUUUAUUCAUACAACCAAUGAUAUUAACCAUAGUUUUGACAAUGACGUAACAGAGAUUAGCCCUCUCAAGGAUUUGUACAGCUCCAUAAUAAAUAAAGGAAGAGACAAUUUAAACUUGUUGAUGCUGUUGAUCUUUAUAUGAAGCUUGUUUAUGAUACACUGUAGAUCUUCAGAUUUUGCCGUUCAAAGUGCCACAAGAACUUCAAGAUGAAGCGAAACCCCCGCAAAAUAAAGUGGACAAAAGCCUUCAGGAAAGCGGCUGGCAAAGAACUUGCUAUAGUAAGUAAAAGUGAAAUGUUUGCUUUACUGCCAUACAUUACACAUGUAUAACUAACACUAGUAAUAACAUCACGAUGUAAUUGACCAAUCAGAUCAAUAACCAGAGUAUAAUACCAUCAACUGACAUGAUACAACUCACUUUGACUCUGAAGAUGACUACCACACAGGUUGUCGAAACGUCAGUCACUGUCAACAACAACAGUCCUAUUCAGGACCACGUUCACCCAGAUGAUCAAACUCAGCCUACUUUUGAAACCUGAUGGGCGUGUAAUAUUGAGAAAUCAAAAUAAAACACUUUUAUCAAUACAAAUAUCAGCAGCUGUCUUUAUCAGUGUUAUUGUUUAUCCUCCCACUUUACAAUUCGAUACUAUUUCAUUUUUCCUCAAAAAUGCAGAUAUGGUGUGCAGAAUGCAUUGUUAACAUAAUAUCUACAUAUUCAAUUACCUUAGAGUGGAAAUUUUCCUACAUAAAAAAACUUAAUUGAAAACUGCGAGAAAAACUUUUAAACAAACCUGUAGUAAACAGAAAAUCGCCAACAUUUCAUCUUUGAACAAGUGUCACAAAAUAGAUACCAGCUCGCAGGUGAGAAGAACUGGACACAAGAGAGUACUGUACUUUUUACAUUUACUUGGUUAAACUAGUAACAACAGGUCAAACACUAGUAACAACAGGUCAAACACUGACUAUGAUCCUCAGGAUAUUCCUUUGCACUCUAGCAUGGUCAAUAAAACUGGCUUAUAAUUGGGAUACAGAAAAAUUAAAGUUACCUGAAAAGUUUAAGCUUCGAGUAUCACUUUAAACCCUUGUUGCGUGACACUAGGCUAACACGACUCACCUCAUUCAACGCACCUGGAAUUAGUGAGAUAAAAAGGUCAACGUUUCACUGUUCAACUUCUUGUAUAUUUUUCAAAAAUGGUGACAAACAAAAGCAAAUACAAUGCUGUAAAUAGCUUUUAAAAGCGAAAAGAUGUUAUUUGUAAUAGAAUUAAAUCUGGUCAAUCUAAGCUGAUCUUGUUUGAAUCCAUAAAAACAAAUAUGGUGUGCAGAACACAUUGUUAACAUAAUAUCUACAUAUUCAAUUAUCUUAUAAUGGAAAUUUUCCUACAUAAAAAACUUAAUUGAAAACUGCGAGAAAAACUAUAAACAAACCUGUAGUAAACAGAAAAUCACUAACGUUUCAUCUUUGAAUGAGUGUCACAAAAUAGAUAUCAGCUCGCGGGUGAGAAAAACUCAACACAUGAGAUCGAGGCAAAAUGUGCCAGGCUGGUCCAAGAUGGCAUCCAAACCGCGAAAUCACAUGGCAUACAGAACGGUUACUACUUCAUGUACGGUACACAAAUAGCAAGCGUUCUCCUUCGUUGAAUGCAAUAAUUGGUAACAUACUUAUGUAGUUGGUAUGUAGGACUUCAAUCUGCAUCAUGAUGUCUAAUCCACAUCUCUAUCCUCUACAACAUCAAGGGCUAACUGCAGAAACCACAGUUAGAAGUCAAACAAAUGCCACAGUGAGCAGUUUUAUCUCAAUUACUAACUACAGCCAUACACCAGAGGAGUAACCAACUUUUUGACUUGUUGUAGGCCUGGCUUAUGUUUCCACAUAUCCUUGUUUAUAAUUAUUUGUUUAUAAUUCUGCUGAUUGCACGCAUGACUAGUACGCACUAGUCACUAACCUCACCAACACUUUGAGCUCUUAGUGUUUAUGCUCACCCCAACAACACAUAAUUUAUUACAAGUGCUAGAGUGAUCAAACCAAAAAUUACUGGUCUAUGUGCUGGCUAUGCCCCUGUACACACACGGUAUGAAGGAAGGUGUUGAUUGACCAUUUCUGAUUCUGCUCAGGCCUUAAAGACAGCCAUUCUUAAAGUUUACUUCUUGGGAGAUCUUAACUUAAGCUGUAGACUUUCCUAAGAAUUUUCAAGUUUUGAUUUGCUAUUGUAUAAUAAUAAUAAUAAUAAUAAUAAUAAUAAUAAUAAUAAUAAUAAUAAUAAUAAUAAUAAUCUUUAUUUCUUAAGAUAAAAUGACAUAUCCUAAGUUACAGUAUAAACUCAAAAAACUAUUUACAUAUCAUAUCUAAAAAUUAUUCUGUUACUAAAAACGUUCUUAAACCUGUCAGUGUAGAUUCUAGGGACAGAGACUGACGAAUUUCUAAGAUUGUACCUCGUGUUCUUUUCCUUAGGUAGAAACUGGAAGAACGGACAUUCGGGGUCACUCAAUCUUUUUUUGUAGCGUGUCUUGUCUGCCCUCUCUAGCAAGUCCCUGAUAUUAACCAUUCUUGGACAUAAACUUUCUUUUCAUACACCGGUCUAAAAAUUUCUGUAUUACAGAAAGGUCGGAAUCUGAGGCACCAUAAACCGGCAGAGCGUAAGAAAAAUUUGGUAAAACUAUUGCGUUAAAAAGGUGAUCUAACCUUUCUUGUUGUCAGUGAAUUAUUGUCAAUGUGAUUUCAAAUUAUUUACAUUUAAUCAUGAGAGGACACAGAGGCUUUUUACUGGAAGUACCAUCCCACGCAGGGAUGUUUUCUCCGCGGGCAGCUAAUCCGACUUAAUCCCAUUUAAUAUGUCGCGCUCCUCGAAAGCGCAAAAAUUUUCUUGUCGUGUAUUAGAUUUCAGAUACAUUUUCUUAAUCUUCAUUUCGCGCCAGAAUAAAUUAGUUUGCGCGUAAAGGGCUCCUAAAAAAAUCACAAUGUUUGUCCCACUUCGAAUCCACCUUGUGGAGAUACACCAGCUUGGUAGCUGGAAUACAUUGCCGAGGCGAAGAUCUGGCAUUUUUUCCUCCUCGUCGUAUUUUCUUCACGGCAAAUGUUUAUAUUUGUAAUGAGAAUGCAGCACAUAUCGGUGGAUUUUACUUCAUGCGGCUUGCUACUUCUGAAAGAAGAGUGCCGGAUUUCAUCGUUUUGUUCAUGUUUAUUAGUGUUGGCAAAUGUAAGGUAAAUGAACCGACCACUGUAAGGUAAAAAUUGAAGUUUUAAAUUUGUUACUCGGCAAAAAAUCGUGGAAUUGGAAGUCGUGAAACUCGUGAGUAUUACCUCUGUUACCUAAUGUCAUGCGAUGAAUCCUCGCUUUUUCGAUGUGUAACACAGAUACAAGCGAUAAAUUUCUUUCGCAAAGUGAAGUACAAUUUACUUAACAAGACCAUUUGAUGAAUAUUUCUCGUUAUAUGCUUUAUUCAUAUUUGCUUGGCUUAUUCAGGCUACAAGCCAGGAGUUUGAUGACAAUGUUUGUGUGCUAUAAUUAUGCUAAUAAGUUUUUGCACCUUUAUAUUGAAACUCAUGUAAGCCAAACGUUUGUUAACUCUGGCAAAACACUCUUCUGUUAUGGAGGAACUUUUAACGUCUUUCGGGGCCUUAAUAUGGUCAAAUUUUUUUAGGGGAAACAAACCUUGAUUUUGGCCAAACAGACUAUGGCUUUUUUGCCUUUGAAGAGAGCGCGAGGCAAACAUCGUGAGUACAGUGUAAGCCAGUGAUGCUUUAGGUAGAGCUAACAAACAUAGGCUGCACUUUAGGUGGCACACCCAUGGGUGCAGUGUAACCCAGUGAUUCUUUAGGUAGAGCAAACAAACAUAGGCUGCACUUUAGGUGGCACACCCAUGGGUGCAGUGUAACCCAGUGUUUCCUCAGGCAGAGCUUACAAACAUAGACUAUACAGGUGUACAUCAGAUGGUAACAAGUUUUCCAGUUAAAACUUUGUCAUAAAAUGCUACACCAUGGCACUUCGACUAUUUCAUUAUCGUGCUUGUUUUGACGAAGCACAAUUGAUAGUCAGGAGAAGUCGUAUUGUCUAAAACCAUAGCAAAAGACAAAUUUACACACAUCACAGCGUUAAGGUAAGGUAAUACACGGUAUUUCCUUCAGGUACAUUUACAUUUUGUGUUAGGUUAUAAGCGAUUAAAUCACAUGCAGCGACGAACAAAACGCGAAGCCGUCAGAUAUUCUAGAACCAUGUUAUUUACAGUGCUGUGCAUUAUAUUUGCUUAACUAACUAACUACGCGCUGAUGGAAUUUUGAAACAAUCCACUGGUCCCGUAUAGUCAUAAUUGGAGCGGAAAGUUAGCACGCGAGCAGGGCGAUUCUGGUGUGGUUUCUGUAAUGUAGAAGAUAUUAUGGCAAUGAGGCUCCCGAGGUCCGUUCUGGAAGUCACAACUACAUGUAGGAUGAAAUGUAUUCUGGGUGCAGACGUCUCCUUUUCCAGGUCAGAUUAAAUAAACCAUACCAACGGUUUGUUUAACAAAGCUCCCGUGAGACGGUUUUUUGGUGAUUUUAUUAAUUUUUCCGAUCCAUUUUUUUUUCUCAGCUCUAUUUUCGCGGCUUCUUGCGAUACAAACUAAAUUCAUUUUUAGUUGUGAUGGCAUUACACUGCUUAAUCAUGACGGCUUUGGAAGAAACUGACUAUCUUGCGCUUCGCGAUUUCGCAAAAUCGCUGUGGGAAUUAAAAAAUAUUUUCUUCCAAAAAAGCGUUUUCACGCUUCUUUCUAUAGUCUCUCGUUUUCUAAAGGUCCUCGAGAACAGAAUAAGACAAUAUUUUAUUACCUACAACCUAAAAACCUGAUUUUUGACCACAUUGAAACAAAACUGACCUCUGAAAUGGAAGAAGAAAAGCCUAUUAUUUUUGCCGGCUUCGGCCUGCCGACGCCAUCGUGUCUGCUUUGCUUUCAUAUGAUGACAUUUUCCUGACAGAAGGGUGUCGGGAAAAACACCUCGCGCUGAUCAUACGUGACAAAAUCCGCCGCACCUAGGCAUAUAGGGAACAAGAUUUACUAAACUGUAGUACUGGUGUCCACUAUGUAAUAGCCACUACACUGCAAAUGAUGCCACAGUGUACAGCGUAAAUUCUCAUGGAUGCCGUACAGCACAUUAUGAUUGAAAGUGACCUACAUGUACAACACAUUUAGGGUCGAAUCGAAGUCUAACUUAGAACAUGGAUUAAAAAACCAUUGGACGUUCAGAUCUCUUUGUUAGUGGGUCAAUUUAAGAAAAUAAGGGCUUUUUCAGGCUACGCUACUUUAUAGAAAUUGUUCAUGAUAAGUGGUGUUUAGAUAAAAAUGUUGGGCAAACUGAAAUGGCUUAGAACACAGUUUUGUUAAACACAGGUGAAACUCCGUUUCAAUAACUGGCCCUUAGAGUUGUAAUAAUAAUUGCUCAUUCACUUCCUCUUCUUUCACAGGACAAUUCAUUAGAAUUUGAAAAGAAAAGACAUGUUCCUGUUAAAUAUAACCGAGAGCUGUGGUCUAACACUGGUGAGUAACACAUGAUAUGAAGAUACAGAUUUCUUUACAGGCCAUCUGAUAGAGUGGGAUUAAAAAUCAGAAGUUGUGCGAUAUUUCGGGGUAGAUUGUGUGAUAAGAUGGGACAAUUAUGCAACAAAUUAUGCAAUUUUUUCAAUUUACAUUGUUUUACCAGGUUUCAAAGGAGAAAAACCACUUUAAUGUUGUUUAACAGGCAAUUUGAAUGUAAAGGAAUAAUAAAACAUCUAAUUAUCAAAUUUAAAACAAAAUAGUUAAAUUUGUCCGAUAAUUUUUACCCAGAAAAGAAAAAGGAGACUUUUUUAAUAUUACAUGAUGCCGUUACACUGCUGACCACACUGCUUGUCUCUGAAAUCAAAAUGGCCACCCAGAUACCGCGAUCGAAGGUUUCAGAUGUCUUGCAAGGCUUUCCUUCGUGGUAAAUCACCUAAAUAACAUUAAGAUUGGGAAAAUGUUUAAUUAAAGUGACAAUUCAUUGUUUAUUUUACUUGAAUUUAGCAUUUUUUUUACGAAUUAUGCAAUUUUCCUUAAAUUGUGAAUUUGAUGCAAUUUGAGGUCAAUUGUGCGAAAUCGCACCAUCGCGUAAUAUCAGAUGGCCUGUCUUUACAGCUUUUAUAGGACCUCAUGAGCAACCCUCCAAGUUAAAUUUUUCCUUUGGUGGCCAUUUGGUGACCAACUCUUUAGGUUUAAUUGCCAAAGGAUUUUUUUAGGCCCCAAAAUAUAUGUAAAUAAUUAGAGUUUUAAUAAUUGGUUAAGAAUUAAUUUGGGCUUAAGAAUGGUAUUGUUCAGCCAAAACAAUGUUUCUAAGCGGCAUUUACCAUUUUCACAAGUGUAUACGGUAACUUAUAACCCAUGUUGAGUAACAUCCAUGUCUUUCUUCAAGUACUGUAAAAUUCCGAAAAUAAGCCCUGGGGCUUAUAUUUUUCAAAGGCCCUUUUUGAGGGGCUUAUUUUUGGAGGGGCUUAUAUUCAGAGGGGCUCAUCUACGGAAGGGAAUUUGCGUUUCAAAAUCAAUUAGGCCAGCUAAUAGAUGGAAGGAAAUUUACCAUUUUUGCUUUGUUUUACUUUGUAUUUGAGGGCAAUUUCCAAGUACAAGCCCCCCAGGGGCUUACAUUUGGAGGGGCGAUGUAACGGAGGGUAAUUGCGUUAUGAGUUUGGGGUGCUUAUAUUUAGAGGGGCUUAGACAAGGAGGGGCUUAUUUUCGGAAUUUUACAGUAUCAAAACCAAAAUUUUAGUCGCCAUGGCACCCAAAGUGGUCGCAGCUUGGAGGGUUUAUGAGUAAAGUGUAAAUGACAGUAAUCAGAUAUUCAAUAUUACAAAAAUAUUUAUGAAAUGUUUCUAUAAUAUCCUAAUUACUUUUUGAAAUCAACCAUGAUAAGUCCAGAAAAUAGAAAUAAGGCAAAUACCAUUGAAGCUCAACUAAUGGUUCCCUUUUCACAAUGUGCAAUCUGUCUCUGUGUUUUUAUUAAUUUUUCUCUCAAUGUUUUUUCUUCUCCUGGUGAGCAGUCCUACAUUCACAUCAAAGUGUUCCCAGCAACUAAAAUUACCCCUCUACUACACAGGGGCACCCAACGACAGUUUCCUCCUAAAUGCUUUGAAAACACUUUUUAGGUAAUCCACAGUACUUUUAGAUCUCUAGAAAUGCAUUCUAAGUGGCGCUAAAAAAUUUGUCUCUGUUCGGACAUCCUAGGGCAACUUGAGUCUUUUCAAAAUUACAAGGGCUUCAGUAUUAUUUUCCCCAAAAUUAUACAACGUAGCUGCAAUUUAAAGUUUUAUGAAAGUGAGACAUGUAGUUUUUCUGAUUCCUCCCUGCAUCACAUCUUCGAUUCCGAAAAUUUUAGGUUUCCUUUCUCUACGAAAAAUAGCCUAACCUGCAGUGUUCUCCCUUAAUUUUAGCUUAGCAGGUAAGGGACCAUUCUUCACCGGUAAGACCAAAAAUAUGUGCCAGAGGCGCACUCUCCUGCCAGGGGAGGGGCUUCGCGUUCAUGAAGGCUUUUAUUUUCCAGCAUCCUGUCAACCAAUUGGCCGAAAAGUAUUUUAAACACCUCAAAACAAACACUUUUACGAAUGAAGGCUGCCUUUGCCGCUAGGGUCAAUUUAGUAACAAAAGUCGCAGAAGUCGUGAACUUUUCCUGCUGGUCGAAAAAGCUUAGAAUUGGAACAGAAGCCCACGAAAAAAUCGUUAGCUUGCAGUUCUUUGAAAGGUGCCAGUCAGCAUUUAAAUAAAGUAAUUAUGGAAAAUAGCUGUGUUUUUCCGUAUUCAUUUCCUUUUCUUGUGGGGAUCGGCUUGGAUCACAACUUGCAUAUUUUUUGCAACAAUUUACACUUCAAGACGUUGCAGACGGUAAGAAGUGUUGCUUCAAGCGGUAAAUUUUACCGGUUACCGCCUGACAAGGAGAACACUGAACCUGGGGAGUGAAAUGGGAAAAAUGAAACUUCAGAAAAUCGUAGGGAAUUUAUUAGAUAAGCUUCGAAAAUUGUACAUGAAUGGAAUGGUCAUCUAGAUAUUUUUAGUCUUCCUCAAGCUAUUAAAAUUCUAGGCAGUUUUUGCCUCUCGGAACAGAUAUUUUGUUAGGCCAGGUGUAGUGUAUAGGUUACAGCGGUCAAUGAGAGAUACUACAUGGUUUUUGUGGAGAGACUGGACUGUACAGUGUAGUUGCUUCUCUGGAGUAUUACAAGGAAUACUUCCAGAUAUCACAUGCAUGUAUUCAUGCUCUCUGAUUGAGUGACACUAUUAUGUAGUCCUGUAACAUGUCAGUAAUUUACUAACUUUUCUUAAUUAAUAAUUUGCAUUCAUUGAUACAAAAUAAUGUAAGUUAAGUUGCUCCACGGAAGCAAAAUUCACACGGAUCAUACAAUGUAGGUAUGAGAUCUUUUAAUUUCUGCUUUAGUUUUCUUGUAAGUUGAUAUAUGGUUUGAAAAUCUGUUAGAGACCUACAUAAAAUAACUUAAAGAUUAUACAUAUAAGCUUGUAUCUGAUGUGAUCCUGAUUUGGCUCGUGCAAUAAUCUCAUUGUAUUUGAUUUCAAACAGUGAAAGCCAUGAAGAGAAUAGAAGAAAUCCGAAGCAAGAGGCAGGAUCUUCACAUCAAAAACAGGUCUGGUUCAAUCAUAUUUCUCUUUAAGUGACCUUUCUUAGUUAAAACUGCAUUAAAUGCACUAAUUUGCUGUCAUUGUUUUUAGAUUAAGGCCUGACAAGCAACUAAGAAAGGAAGCUGAGUCAAAGGAAGUCAAGCAAGGAAUAGCACUCAUAGCUCCUCCAGGUGUGUCCAGUUUAUUAUUAUUUACUCGAAUAAAGAAUAUUUUAAACUAUCCAAAGUAAGUUACUUCACUUCAAAUCAGACUUAUCUCUGCCUAUUUUAGGACUUAAAACCAUGAUACCAGCUCGCAUAUUCUUCUUAUCCCCUGAACUACAGUGUUUAUUUUCCAAACAUUUCCUGUGGUACUGACUUACAUGUACUAUGCCUGUAUAGCUAGUGCUCCCUGUUGAAAUUAAAUCGGUUGAUUAACCAUUGUCUUUAUUAACAUUAGCAACUGAAAGUUUCAGUAGAACCUCAAUAACUCGGAUGACUCGAACUCCCCGCUAACUUGAAGUUAGUUCCCCUUUAUCAAAAUUUCACCGAAAUUUACCCUGAUAACUCGAAUUCUGGUUCUUGUAACCCCAUUCGGAUGCUAUCUUAUUAGUUCUCCUUGUUGUAUAAUUGGUAAAAACGCUAAAAAUAACCCUACAGCGGUUUGAUUUUAAUUGGUACAACGAACAGAUCAAACAUAAAAUGUGUGUUACGACUCUCCUGUGUGGUCCAUGGGCCGAUUUAUGGCCGUUUAAUGGGUUUUACUAGAAACUCAUAAAAGGUUUUCUCUCUAUAUAAAGGUUUCAUUGAAAUCCUUUCAUUUUCAGGGGUUCAGUGGAAACGAUAUACCUGUGGUUUAUCAUAAAAAUGUACAAUCAUGUGAACGUUUCGAAUAAAACAAGUAAAUUUGCAUUGUACCAUACACCAAAGUGCUGAAAAACCCGGGGGGGGGGGAAUCCGCAUAUCAAAGGGGUGGGGAUGCUCGUCGGAAAUUUUGAAUUAACCCCUAAAGGAGACCGAUCUGGGCGUGGCCCGAGCUUUUUUUGACCCCUGUUUUUUUAUAUUUUCUCGCGUGCAACCCUAAACGAGACCUUUACGGCUAAAUAUGAUGGCGUUUUGCCCAGAACACCCUAAGUGAGACCAAAAUCCGAAAUUUACACCCCUAAGCCAGACGACGAGCAUGCCCACCCCUUUCAUAUGCGGAGUCCCCCCCCCCACCCCCACCCCCCUCCCGGGGGGCUAAAAAAUCAGUAGCUAUUUAAAAUUAGUAACAUGGCAAGUUGAAUAUUCAGUCUAUCCCGAUAACUGUAGACUCUUCACAGUCCUCUAUUUUUCCGUAAGAUCGUCGGGAUCGAGAGCUUUGCGUUACGGGCUGCCAACUUCCAUGAGUGUCAAAACUACUUAGGGGGCGGGGGCGAUUUGGGAGGAGACCCCCUCGGUACGUUUGAAAAUCAAAGUAGCCGCCAUGAACGGUAAGACGCACUAUAUCUCGACGAUCUCACGAAAAAAUAGGAGACUGAACAGUCUACGAUGAUUCGAACCCUCGUUAACUCGAACUGUUUUUCGUUUCCCUUCAGAGUUCGAGUUACCGCGGUUCUACCGUACUUGUACACAUGCUAUAAAAUUCUUCAGCUUAUAAUAGUUAUUGCCAGUAAUUCUUCGCAUUUCUAAAACUACUCUGUAAGCUUUCCGCUUGCUUUGGGGCUUCUCAGAAAUAGCCUGGCGUGUAAGGAUUAGGAUACAUGUACAAGCAAAUCCAAGUAUCACAGUGUUUAAUAACAAAGUUGAUGGACAAAGAAAUAGAAAUCCAUGAUCACCUAUGCACCUAGACUUUUUCCAAUUCCUUCGCUUCUCAUUUCCGGUUCCGGUAGUUGGCCCCCGCGCGAAGGACUUUUAUCCCCUGCAGCGCGCCGAAUUUACACGAGGAAUUUUACUCCUGUAGGUUUUAUCCAAUCACGAACGGUUUACUGAUGCGCCGUCAAUCAAACCCGAUCACGCCACAUGAAACGUGAAAUUCAACUGAACCGUGUAUUCAACUGAUUCAAAUAUAAAGCUUUAGUGGGCGUUUUAUCUUCCUCUAUUUAAAGUACGCAAAUAGUUCGCGCCAAAAUGACGUCACUUGAUGCGAUUUUUUCCAGGGAAAACAAGUCGAGCUCUCGCUCUCUCGCUCGCUUUUGCCGUAGAAAACGUAAAAUCUACCGCUCGCGCUUCGCGCUCGUGAAAAAUUUUGAGUUCGACUUAGGCAAGUCUACUAUGCACCGUGUUUCGUGCAAUAUAUGCUGCUGUAAGAGCAGGACCUUUGAUUAGACUGUAUCCUUAUCUACUGUGACAGUGUCUUUGAUCUAACCUUCUUGAGUUUUCAUUCACAGUUGAGAAGAAAAGACUUGGACAGAAGAUCUCACAAGUCAUGCGUGAAGCAGAAAGCAUGGAGACUGAAGACUGAUUGUUUCACUUUUUCCGGGCUGUGCCAUUUUGAAAUGAAAUAAAUGAACCUCGACAGAGUAAACUGUGUUAAUGGCUUUGUUACGUUAAACAAAUUCUGCCUGUCAGUACAGAAAGAGGU
This is a messenger RNA of Porites evermanni, 12117 nucleotides long. The record is from the annotation of a GenBank genome assembly. Lineage: Eukaryota; Metazoa; Cnidaria; Anthozoa; Scleractinia; Poritidae.